AUGAGGUCAGAGCAGGCUCGGCAUGCUUCCGAGCUGAAUGACAACUUGCGAGCUGAACAGAGACGGUGGCGACAAUGUAUUUCUGAUGCGCAAGCGCAACAGGGCGACCAGCAACGGCACAUCGAAGCGCUAGAAGCGCGUCUUGACACCGCUGUUGAGGCCCUAAGUUUGGAGUACAAGAACUUGUGUGCUGCUUUGCCAAAGAUAUUGCCCGCAGUGAGCAACACACCCAAGAGUGCAGUGACACAAGGCCCAUUUGCGGCAGCUACGCCCAAAGUCAACGGCCUGGAGUACGUGGAGCACCAGAUUCGCCCGGAGAUCCAAUCCGAGCCGGACCUCAGGCCCUGCAUGGUGCUGAGCGCUGGUGGAGUCCUGGGGACGUCUGGGGACGUCUGGGUGCGAGGUCAGGGUCAAGCAUCGCUUCCCAACUCUCCAAGAACUCGGGCGGCACCCGCAGAGGCGGCGCGGGUUCCGCGGGUUCCGCCGCAGGCUGCAGCGCAGCAGGCUGCAACGCAGCAGGCUGCAACGCAGCCGGCGGAAGCUCUGACAACUACUAGGGCUUACAGUAAUGAGCGAUUGGCAUUGAUAGCGGGUCAACAGCGAGUUGCUGCUUGGAUUCUUUCGGCCCAUUCCCAGAGUCAGCGGGCCACUGCUUGCGGCCUACUGCUGAAACUCUGUUCAGGUGCCAUGGCGGAAGAAGAUGAGUAUGUGGCCGGCACCAUUGCCACCAUCGGCAGCCUCAUCACGAAGCCAAAGAUGACUGAGAAGUAUUUGAAGAAGCCGCCAUUUAGGUUUCUUCAUGACAUCGUGAUGGAGGUGACAAAGAAGACGACCUUCGGACAGGGGCUCUUCACUCCGGAAGAGUGUGAUUCUGGGAACCUCUCCGACAAGCAGGCCAAGUUGGAUUUUCUGAACAAAGCCAUCAGUGUGACUUGCUUCGCUCUGGGUGAGUCGAUCGACGUCUCGGCCAACAAAAUCGUGGCUGGACUGGAGCCAGAAAAGACCAACGCAUGGCUGCAGAGGCUCCAUGCUGCAGCAACCACCUGCGCUGGAGAGAAAUCGGAUCAAGCCGUGGCCCGGGUGCAGAGUGGGGAGCUGGUGGGAGCAGCCAAGGAGAAAAAGAAGAAGCCCAAGGAAGAUGCGCCGCCACCUCCACCGGCUGAAGGAGGUGAUGAGGAUGAAGCCAAAAAAGAAGAAGAAAGAAGGAAGCGGGCUGAAAGGAAGAAGCGAGAAGAGGAGAAGAAAAGGAAAGAAGCUGAAGACGCGGCCGCUGCAAAUGAACCCCCAGCACCGCCUGCACCCAGUCUUGAUGAUGAAGAGGAGAGGAGGAAGGAAGAGAAGCGUCAGAAGGAUGAAGAGCGCCGACGACGCAAAGAAGAGGAGAGGCGUCUACAGGAAGAGCAGAGGCGGGCAGAAGAAGCUGCAGCAGAAGCUCAAGCGGCUGAAGCCCGCGCUGCGGAAGAGAUGCGCCGUGCCGAGGAAGCUCAAGCCAUUGCAGCGACCGAGGAUUUCCAGGAGCCUCCACCAGCUCCUCCUGGGGCGAUGUCUGAAGGACCUUUCGCAAGUACAGAUGAAAUUGCCCAACGGGCAGAGGCUGCAUUGGCACAGAGGGCUGCCGACACAGGGCGGCCGCGCACGGCAGGAAGGAAGCCACCCAAAGUGACGUCCAAGGUGACGACAACUGAGCAAGCCACUGCUCCCAGCAACGUGGCAGCUCCAGUGGUCAUUGCAGAAGGUGCCGGUGGUGAUGACCAGGAGGAGGAUAUGUUUGAAACUGGGCAGCCCGGCGCAGCACCGCCUCCACCACCACCGCCGGUAGAUGAUGGAGGUCAACAUGGUGCACUGGUCAGUGAUCUGCUCGCAGAGAAGAAGAAGGAGGAAGAGCGUGAGAAUCGAGAGAGGCUGAAGAAGGAGGAGGAAGAGACCAGGGAGGAGUUCGAUGACGGAAAAGGCAUCAAGAUGAAAUUGAGGCGAAAGAAGGAUACCGGCAGCUCAUUGGCUGAAGUGGAUCCCGUGAAGCUGGGGGAGUCCAUUCAGAGCCUUUGCCAAGCUGCAAAUCCCCUAGGCAAAUCGAUCGACCUGGUGCACCAGGAUAUUGCCAACAUGGGCAAGGAGCUGGACCACUGGAAGCAAGCUUACCGUGAGGCCAGUGAUGCCUACACCCGUCAGUUGAAAAUGACGGAAGACCAGCUGCAGCCUUUGUACCAGAAGAUUGCAGAGUUGGACGACAAGAUUGCAGAACAGAGGUCGAAGAUCCGCAACAGCAGGUCCAGGAUUUCGAAGAAUGACCUGAAAGUUCAGCAGCUCUUGGAGUCCGUGGUCAUGGUCAGGUAGUCAGUAUUAGUCAGUGAGAGCGGCCCAAUGGUUGCCAUUGGCCUGAACGAGGCACCACCUUGUUGUACAGGAAAGGAAUGGACAAUGUGGUAAUGGGAUGUGGCAGGAAUGAGUCAAUCGUAGCUCGAAUCCGACUGCAGCCUUCAUGAAUUGCUUGCAAUUCACUGGUUGCUGCAACCCUUCAAUUCGCAAGGGUGUGUCUCGUAAAUUUCCCAUAUCGAAUGCAUGAUUUGAACGCUCUGCUCAAUGAUGCUGACUUCCUUACCUUUCAUUGCAUGCCCCACUCGCUGUAAA
Cladocopium goreaui is the source of this 2628-nucleotide messenger RNA. NCBI's taxonomy places the organism in Eukaryota, Dinophyceae, Suessiales, Symbiodiniaceae. The record is from the annotation of a GenBank genome assembly.